Messenger RNA from Apodemus sylvaticus (European woodmouse), 713 nucleotides. RefSeq lists its product as uncharacterized. Gene Ontology annotation, molecular function: SNARE binding; SNAP receptor activity. Gene Ontology annotation, biological process: exocytosis; vesicle fusion. NCBI's taxonomy places the organism in Eukaryota, Metazoa, Chordata, Mammalia, Rodentia, Muridae. The transcript is spliced from 6 exons. The record is from RefSeq and is a predicted model, not a curated record. Gene Ontology annotation, cellular component: SNARE complex; membrane. The coding region runs from base 60 to 704 and encodes 214 amino acids.
GGCGGUCCGAGUGGCGGGCAGUUAGGAGGCGAUCCGCUUCUCCCACUGGCCGGCCGGCUAUGACGAUCACCUACAGCUGCGUUGCUAAUGGCCGAGCGGUCCUGGCGGAGCUGGCCUUGACCGGCGGCUCCUAUCAGGAAGCCGCUGCAAAGGUGCUUAGACAAGCGCUUCUGAAAGCUGAACCAACCACCAUAAUUCAAAUAGGAAGCUAUGUCUACCAUACUCUCUUUAUUGACGGAAUCACUUAUUUGUGUGCUACAGACAAUGGCUUGGAUUCUAUGGCGCCAUCUGCAUUUCUUAAAAAAGUUAGUGAUAUUUUUACAAGAAUUCCUUUGAUGUCACGAGAACAUUUUUUUCCUUCAAAUGCACUUGCUACAGAUUUUCAACAAAUACUAGCACAGCACAUGAUGGAAUACAACAAAAAUCGAAGUAGCAGUACACUGUCCAUGGUGAAGAGUCAAGUGUCUGAUGUCAAGGGUGUUAUGUUGAAGAACAUGGACACAGUUCUAGAAAGAGACACAGAAACGGUGAGCGCCCUCGCUGAGGAGACGGAUGACAGCCAGGCCACUGCUGAAGAAUUUGAGAACACCAGGAAGAUUCCCAAGAGGACAUGGUGGAAGUGCUUCAAGAUUGUAAUUACUACCCUUGCGAUUCCCCUGUCCAUCAUCAUCAUUCUCUUAAGUACUCACAUAAUACCCACCUGACCAAUAAAG